AUGGUGUUGGAGCAGAUGUUGAAGUGUUUAGUGUGGAUUCCAAAGGGAAGUGGUGGGUCAAAGAAGGUGCCAGUGAAAGAAGGAGCUGUAACUGACAUCAAAAUAGAAGUCUGUGCUGAAGAUGGGAAAACAACCAAAGUAUACAUCAUUCAUGUGAAGCGACUGUCAGCUAAAGAUGCCACACUCUCCAGUCUCAAGUUAGAUGUUGGAACGCUUGUGCCAGAGUUCAAUGUAGAUACCUAUGAAUAUACAUGUUUAUUGGCAUGCAAUGUUAAUGCCGUUAAAGUUACGCCAACCCCACCAGAUCCUAAAAAUGCUGUGACUGUCAAUGACGAGAAACCAGGAACACCUACAACACUUAAUGUAGGAAGUACAAACAUCAUAGUAGAGGUCACUUCUGAAGAUGGGUCUAGCAAACAAAAAUACUGCAUCUGUGUUACACGCAAGCAACUACCUCGUCAUGUUAAAAUUGUAGAUCCUGCUGUUGCUUUGCAAUACGAAGAUCCUAUUUCUCUGAGCACUUUAUAUCGACCAAUCACCAUCAGGAACAGUGAUCCGAGACACACAUUCUCUGCACCAAUCAUUGAUGAGUUUACAAAGACAUCCAAGUUUGAUCCAAUCAAUGAUACUGCUCUUGAAUCUGAUUGGAGGAUUGAAGAUUUUGAACUAGACAAAAAGAUGAGUGCAACAACUGCAUGUGUACCUCUAACUUAUGGUGGUACAUCAGAGAGUUGCAAGUUUUCUGAUCUUGGAGCACAGAUUGCCAAAUGUAAUGUUACACCAAAAGUUGAAGAUCCCAAAGACAGGUUUAAGGAUAUCAAUGCACCAGUAAAUCAUAAAGUUGAGCAACGUAAAUGGGAGAAGAGUUUACAGCAGGUGUUUGGAGAGACCAGUGCAGACAAGCUGGUCACCACUGCCAAAGAUGAACUGAAGAGCUAUUUUUCUGCACUGCCUAAACCUAGUAGUUCGAGGCAGUGGCCAGAUGGAGAGUCUCCAAUGGACUACCUACAGCAAGCUAUUUAUUGUUAUGCCACUGCCGUAAAAGUUAAACCCAAAGAUGCCAACCUUCAUUUACAGUUAGGAAUUCUGUUAGAGGAGAAAUAUUAUAUAGAAGACAUAUUUGGAUUGAAAAAGGAGAGUCAUGAUGACCUUCCGUCCCUAAACCUGCAAGCAGCCGAGAGCUCCAAGGAUGAUGAAUGUAAUGCCAUCUGUAAAAUACAUGGGGUAGAGCCCACAGCACCGCUACCCCUACAACUGAAAGCUAUAGACAUGGAGUAUCACAGCUUGAUAAGUUCUGGCCAGUCAUCAAAGGCAGAUCAUGUUAUGGAACUGUAUCAGUGGAAAUCAAAACAGGCAUCACAGGAAGGUGCAGCAGCACAGAAAGCUACUGAUGAGGAGUCGCCCCUGGGUCAGGCAUAUCUUAAGUACAUGGAUGCUUUAGCAUGUGAUGAGGCAAAAGCUUUGUUCAACUUCCAUGUAGGACGUAUGUUGGUAGUGCAGGGUAACUAUGACGAUGCUGUCAAACGGUUGGAAACAAGUCUCAACUGGAAUGCCAAUCAUCAACUCUCUAGGUUUUAUUUAGGUCUUGCUCUUGCCUUGAAGAAAGAUGGACCAGGUGCUAGAGUGAAAGAGAGUGUCCUUUACCUCCUUGAGGCAUUUGAAACAUUAAUGACAGAGAGAACAAAACAGUCAAUGAGCCAUGAGCCCGAAAGUUAUGUUGUGCCAAUUUUGCGAGCAGAAAAUUUGAUGCAGCCCACAAAUGUGCAUCUGAUGCGAGGUUUUAUUCAACUAGGACGAUUACUGAAACAGAAUGCAGAUAUUAAAGAGGCUAUGUCACCGGAGGAUAUAUUUCACAAUGCAGCAUUACUGGCAACACAGAUGUUGCCGUUUAUUUCUCGAGGGGACAUGUACAGACAACUUGAAUGGGUCAUUCUUGAUGCACAUGCAAAUCUCCUAGAGAUCUUGUCAGCCAACCAAGCAGCCAAUGCUAAGCUGAUUGUUCAGAGAUGUGAGAGAUUGUCAGCACUCAUUACACAUUCUAUCAUACCACAGAACGAUCAGUUACUGUCAUUGCAAGAAAAGACCUGCCAACAGUUGAUACAGAUCACACCAUGUUCUAGUCAUGCUGUUUACCUUCUUGGUGCCUCGCAGUUUGCUCACUAUGAGAAUACACCCCCAGGUGAUGAGGCGACCAAACUUUUGGCAGAUGUGAAAUCAUCAUUUCAAACUUCUAUCAGCCUAGAGGGCAAAACAGCAGCUGGAGAUGUUCCAGAAACAAUUAAAAAUCAGCAAUGGUGGCAAGAGAAGGUUCGUCUGGAGGAAGAGAAAAAGAAAGCUGAGGAAGCCAAGAAAGCUCCUGCUAAGGCACCAGCUGGUAAGGCUGGAGCUCCUGCUGCAAGAGGAGGGGCUGCUGCAGCCAGGGGUGCUCCGGCUGCCCGGGGUAGGGGAGCAACCACACCUGCCCCUGCAGCUAGAGGAGGAGCUGCAGCAGCACGAGGUGCGAAGGCAGCACCAGCAGCAAGAGGUGCACCUGCUAAGGCUCCAGCAGCAAGAGGGGCACCAGCAGCCAGAGGAGCAGCAGCUGCAAAGCCGGGAGCCAAAGCACCUGCACCAGCUGAAGCCCCUAAACAAGAAACCCUACCUCCAGCACCUGUAGAGGAAACCACGAAACCAGCAGCACCAACUGGCCCAGCCCCCAUCAACAGGAAGUCGUACCAUCCACGGCUGGGACUGGCUAGAGCGCAUAAAGCUGCCAGUGAAAUUCCAGAUGCCCAGAAAUACUACAAUGAGGUCAUCACUAUGUCCCCUGAGGUUCAUGAUGCUUACAUUGAACUAGCUGACAUGUUGGUAAAAACAGAUCCAUUAGCUGCAGUAGAUGUGUACUGUAAAUUCCCCGUCUCAGACAAACCAUCAUUUGAUGACGCCUAUAUAUUUGGUGACAUUGUGAGACUACUGAUAAAGGCAGAGAAGUUUGAUGAUCCAAGGCUAGGGCCUAAUAUGAUUACAUAUGGAAAAAUACUUGGUUUAG
Messenger RNA from Mercenaria mercenaria, 3028 nucleotides. RefSeq lists its product as uncharacterized. The record is from RefSeq and is a predicted model, not a curated record. Gene Ontology annotation, molecular function: protein binding. NCBI's taxonomy places the organism in Eukaryota, Metazoa, Mollusca, Bivalvia, Venerida, Veneridae. The annotation marks the transcript as partial. The transcript has 19 exons.